GGACGGACGGACGAGACCACUGGUGAGGGUACAAAACUAAGAACAUGAACAACGACACAUAUUACCAAUGGUCAAAGCUGAUUUUGGUAGAACUGGAAUACAUUUACAUACUGCAUAUUUCAGAGGAAUUAGAAAAGUCAAAGUAAUGGAUAACAGAAAAGAGCCACCAUUCUUCAAUGAAGAUAAUGUGGGACCACUUUACUUCAAACUUCCUUUCUGUGACACCAUGGAGCUCUCCAUUGAAACGUUGACUGGAACAUGUUUUGAGCUGAGAGUUUCACCCUUUGAAGCUGUUAUUUCCGUGAAAGGAAAAAUUCAAAGAUUGGAAGGCAUUCCCAUCUGUCAGCAGCACCUAAUUUGGAAUAACGUGGAACUUGAAGAUGAUUACUGUUUGAAAGACUACAACAUCUCAGAAGGUUGUACCUUGAAGCUGGUAUUGGCUAUGCGUGGUGGACCUAUAAAUACUAGAAAAGUUCCUGUGGAGGAUCCAUUCGGGGAGCUUGCUGAGUAUGUAGAUCCCACUCAAGAAGAGGUCUGGGAGAAAGCCUCCUGCAACAAACAAGUUACGUUUCUAGUGUACCGGGAAGGCGAUCAAUUGAAUUUCUUUCGUGUAGUAGAUAGAGGAGACGGCACUUUAACACCUUUAUCUGAAUCAUUAAGUGGUGGGUCUGUAUAUAAUUUGUAUACGGAUGAGGAUGAAGAUGCUGAACCAUCUCCUUCUGGACAGCAAAUCAUUGAGAACUCAGUAACCAUGAAUAAGAUGAAGCUGCUGAGGGCCAAGAUGGAAAACAUGAACCUGAGCAAAAAGCCUAAGAAAGUUGUCAAGGUAAAACCUCGGCCGCCUAUUGCUCCUCGACCUUCUAGUGGCUCCGCAGCAGCUCGCCACAGGUUGUUACGAGUCCUCCCUCACAUUGGGCAGUCUUGCUUGCCUUCUCCGGGCAGUGCACAUCACCCGGAAACAUCCAGGAACGUGGUUGCAGGUUCAGCCACUCACUCGGCUGCAGACAGACCCACAGCCUCUCUCAGGAGUGACCCGCUGAAGCAGGAGGAUAACUGGGAGACCUACAAGUCUCUCCCGCACCCCGGGGGGAGCAGCAGCAGACAGCCUCCCAAGGCCCAUACCGAACUGCAGCCCAAGGAGCUUGCUGAUUCGGCGCACCUGCCCAGGUGGACCAAGCAUUUUCCAGGGAACUCGCCACCGCGGGAGGACCAGGACGACGCUGUCUUACUUCCAACUUCGGAAGAGGGUGUCCCCAAAGACUCGCCCCUCCCAGAAGUGGGUCCUUUGGCCGCCUGUGCAGAGGGACAUGCGAGUGAGCCAAGCGGAGGCUUCGAGCCCCACGCUCACGGCCGAGGGCUGAGGGCCGCGGCCCGGGCGCUGGGGGAGGUCGUGGACGCGGGGCUCAAGCGCCGGCUGCUGUCCCCGCUGCGCCCCGCCGGCCUGCCCGCUCUGCCCGCCCCCGCCUCGGCCUCCGCCCCGCUCGGCUCGCUGCGCCCCACCGCGGAGCCGCCCUUUUCCAGGACUGCUCGCUUUCGCGGGGUCAAGGUUGACUCGCCCGGGAAAAGACCUGACGUUAUUUCCAAGGUGGAAGCUCGAGAUAUCACAGAAAUGGCGAACAAGGCCUGCAAGGAGCCCGUGGGCUGCGUGAACAACAGCGGGCUCCUGGCCUCGCUGACGCGGAGCUCCAGCCGGGACGGUGCGGGCGCGCACAGCACGCGCGGGCCCCGCCUGCGGCCCUCGGGGAUCCCGCUCCCGCUCCAGAGCUCCCCCGCUGCGGAGCACGCCGAUGGUUUUCUAUCUUCUCGUGGUAUUGGAAUGAAUGGAAAUAAUGCAGCUGCAGGGAAAAGAGUAGGAGAAAGUACCCAUCGCCUCCCACCUGUGAAAACCCCCCUUCAAACAAAGAAGAAAAUAACAAAACAUUGUUUUCUUUGUGGAAAAAAAACAGGACUGGCUACCAGCUUCGAAUGCAGAUGUGGAAACAACUUCUGUGCAUCUCAUCGCUAUGCAGAAACCCACGGCUGCACCUAUGAUUACAAGAGCGCAGGGAGGAGAUACUUGCAGGAGGCCAAUCCUGUAGUUAAUGCACCAAAACUUCCAAAAAUCUAACAACUCUUCCUCUGCACUUUACUGUUCUGCCCGAGGAAUCGUAUUAUAUUGACAGAAGAAAUAUUGUUUAGACUGCAUUAUUUUUGUUCGACUCCAAAAAAAUUUGCCAAAUAACAAGAGCAUACAAUGCUUACUGUUGGAGAACGCAACUGUAUUUGAUGUCUUUAUUCUUUGAUGAGUCAAACGUUUUUAAAGUAGUUUUAAAAACCUUAUGCUAUAAUGUUUGGGCUUUGUUAUUGCAUGUCUGUGUUUUGUUUGGUGUUUAAGAUUGCAAUAUUAUUAGAUACAACUUCAAGAUAGGCACUUUUGGGGAGUAGGUAUUGACCACAUAAUGAUGUUUCCAUGUACAGAGAACUGAGUGGUUAUGUAAUGUCCACUCAGAGUGACAAGAGUUUGUCUUUUCAUUAGUUUGUUUGUUUUCUUUUUGUGAGAGUGGGAAGAUGGGGAUUUUUUUUAUAAAUCCCAUGUGUGAAAGGUUAUGAGGUUUAUUAACAAGUUCUUUGUAUUUCAUACUACUUUUUAUAAAAAAGAACAUUUAGUUUUCCAAUGUGAUUUGUAACACUUCUUCCAUAUUCAGAUUGGCAUUCAGAUAUGUAUCAAUUCUGUAAAACACAUCAUGUUAAUAUAGUAACCAUCUCUUAAAAUACUGCUUUUUAAAAUGGUAGUUUUAAAAUAGAUGCUAUCUUGUUGCCAUUAAAAACAGAAACCAACUUUUCACUUUUUAAAAAAUAGCUAAUUUUUAAAAGAAGGGUUUCACAAGCUGGUUUGUUUUUCUUACAUGUUGAGUGCUUUUACUAGGAGAAAUUCAAAUAAAUAUUCUACUUCAUUA
This is a messenger RNA of Jaculus jaculus (lesser Egyptian jerboa), 2936 nucleotides long. RefSeq names its product zinc finger AN1-type containing 4 (gene Zfand4). Gene Ontology annotation, molecular function: protein binding; zinc ion binding. Lineage: Eukaryota; Metazoa; Chordata; Mammalia; Rodentia; Dipodidae. Bases 68 to 2107 code for a protein of 679 amino acids. The transcript is spliced from 10 exons. The record is from RefSeq and is a predicted model, not a curated record.